Lodderomyces parapsilosis is the source of this 891-nucleotide messenger RNA. RefSeq lists its product as uncharacterized. Gene Ontology annotation, cellular component: SNARE complex; endomembrane system. The record is from RefSeq and is a predicted model, not a curated record. Gene Ontology annotation, molecular function: SNAP receptor activity; SNARE binding; phosphatidylinositol binding. The transcript has a single exon. NCBI's taxonomy places the organism in Eukaryota, Fungi, Ascomycota, Pichiomycetes, Serinales, Debaryomycetaceae. Gene Ontology annotation, biological process: intracellular protein transport; vesicle fusion. The coding region runs from base 1 to 891 and encodes 296 amino acids.
AUGUCAAUAACGAUACCCACAGAAACUGAUAUAGAAGGCUCUACAUACUACCAGAUUGACAUAAAACUACCACUUCGCUCAUACUCCAUCAAAAAGCGAUACUCAGAUUUUGAACAGCUAGUUGACACAUUAUGUCAUGAAUUGGGCAUUGAUCACAAGGACUUUCCAUAUGCAUUACCCGGGAAAAGGAUCAACUGGUUAAACAAAUACAAUGUGAUUGAGGAACGGAAGCGAGGUCUCACUGAGUUUCUUAAUGGCAUGAUCAAUGACCGUUCGUUACAGAAUGAGCGUGAGUUUAUAAGUUUCUUACAAUUGCCCAAGAAUUUCAAGUUUCAAGACCGACCUCAAGUGAAUGAUAAAAAUUGGCAUGAGUUGUAUCGUAAAGUUAAAACUGAGCUUUUUGAGGUAUCAACAACUUAUGGUUCAAAUAUCAUCAAAUUGAAAGAGCAGAUUAGGAAAAACAUUCAACCAUCAAUAACCGGUUUAAUUACAUCUAGUGCUAUUGAAGAUAAAGCCGAAUCGCAAAGACGUCGAGAUUUGAUUAGUCAACUACAAUCGAAAAUUGAUGAAAUGUUGAUUCAGCCACAACAACUGAAUGGCAAGGGUUUUUCGCGAGUAUUGGGUGGUAGUGGUCAAGCCGCUAAGGAGACGGAGGAUACACUUGCAUUGAACAACAAGGAGCUUUUACAACAUCAAGUACAAAUACACCAAACGCAAGAUCAAGAAUUGGAUCAAUUGAGAAAAAUUAUUGCUCGGCAGAGACAGAUUGGGGAAACCAUUAGUGCUGAAGUUGAAGAACAAAAUGCCAUGUUGGACAAAUUCAACGAAGAGGUGGAACAAACCACAGAUAAAAUCAAGCAGGCACGGAGAAGGACAAGAAAGAUUUUGUAG